This is a messenger RNA of Trichechus manatus latirostris (Florida manatee), 3670 nucleotides long. Its product is annotated as zinc finger protein 345-like. Gene Ontology annotation, biological process: regulation of DNA-templated transcription. The record is from RefSeq and is a predicted model, not a curated record. Lineage: Eukaryota; Metazoa; Chordata; Mammalia; Sirenia; Trichechidae.
GCCGGCUGUCCCGUUUCCGUCGCGCUCCUGGGGCAGCGUCAGAUCCUAAGUGUGGCACAGGGAGAACUAGUCCCGUCUAGGCAGCCGGGGACCUAGGUGACCAUCUUGCGCGUCUGGAAGUCACAAAUAAGGAUUGCAGCUGCUCUGACUGGUGUGUGGACCAAACAUUAUUCAUCUGCCUCCAGACUGCCUAGUGACUCUGCUUGCACUCCCAUCCCUCUUACUGAAGUGGCUCUUGGGCUCAGAGAAGACAUUCACUUAGACUUCCAGAAGCUGGAGCAAGGAAAUGGACUUAGUGCUUAUUGAGGAUGUGGUCGUGGUCUUUACCCAGGAAGAGUGGGCUUUGCUGGAUCUUGCUCAGAGGAAGCUGUACAAAGAUGUGACGAUGGAAACCUUCAAAAACCUGGCCUCAGUAGUCUCUCAAAAUCUUAAUGAUGGAGAUAAGUUAUCCAGUGAACAUACAAUAGUGCGAUUAAUGAAGAAUGACACCUGGUCCUCCGUGUUAGGAGAAAUCUCCGAAUCAUAUGGCAGUAAAGAUCAGCAUAAUAACCAGUGGAAACAUUUGAGAAGGCAUAUCAUAGAGAACCUCCAUGAAAGUAACGACAGCAAUAAGUGUAGAAAAACCUUCAGCUGGACUCCAAAUCUUACUGUGGUAAAAACAAAGCUUCCAGAAGUAAAUCCUUUUAAAUGCUGUGAGUGUGGAAAAGCCUUCAAGGAUCACUCAUUACAUAAGCAUCAUACCAGAUCUCACACUGGAUGCAGUACUUACCAGUGUAAGAAAUGUGGAGAAGCCUGCACUUGUCCCUCUUACCUAAGCACUCCUAUGAGAACUCUUACUGGGGAAAGACCUUAUAAAUGGAAGAUAUGUGGGAAAGACUUCGUUUGUAUCUCAACCCUUGAGAGUCCUCUGACAACACUCACUGGAGAGAAACACUAUGAAUGUAAUGCAUGUGGGAAAGAUUUUUGUAGUUUUUUAUCUUGUCAGACACAUGUGAAAGGUCAUAAACGAGAAUGUAAAGAAUGUAAAACCUAUAGUUCUCCUACAUCCCUCAUUUUACAUAAAAAAAUUCAUAAUAGAGAUAAGCCUUAUGAAUGUAAGGAAUGUGGAAAAACCUUUAGUUGUGCCUCAUCCCUUACCACGCAUAGAAGAACUCACAGUGGAGGGAAGCCUUAUGAAUGUAAGGAAUGUGGGAAAGCCUUUAGUCAGGCCACAUCGCUCAAUCAACAUACAAGAAUUCACAGUGGAGAGAGCCCUUAUGAAUGUAAGGAAUGUGGAAAAACUUUUAGUUGUGCCUCCUACCUUGCUAAACAUAUAAGCAUUCACAAUAGACAGAGGCCUUAUGAAUGUAAAGAAUGUGAGAAAGCCUUUGGUUGUGCCUUAUCCCUCAGUACACAUACAAGAACUCACAGUGGAAACAGGCCUUAUGAAUGUAAGGAAUGUGGAAAAGCCUUUAGUCGCACCUCUUACCUCACUAAACAUACGAGAACUCACAAUGGACAAAGGCCUUAUGAAUGUAAGGAAUGUACAAAAACCUUUACUUGUUCCUCACUGCUAACUAAGCAUUUAAGAAUUCACAGUGGAGAGAUGCCUUAUGAAUGUAAAGAAUGUGGGAAGGCCUUUAGGCAAUCCUCAAACCUCACUAAACAUAUAAGAACUCACAGUGGAGAGAGACCUUAUGAAUGUAAGGAAUGUGGGAAAGCCUUUAGUUGUUCCUCACACCUCACUACACAUGUAAGAACUCACAGUGGCGAGAAGCCUUAUGAAUGUAAGGAAUGUGAGAAAGCCUUUAGUCAGUCAUCACACCUCACUAAACAUAUAAGAACUCACAGUGGACAGAGGCCCUAUGAAUGUAAGCAGUGUGGGAAAGCAUUUAGUCAGGCCUCAUCACUCACUCAACAUAUAAGAACUCACAGUGGAGUAAAGCCUUAUGAAUGCAAGGAAUGUGGAAAAGCAUUUAGUCAGGCCUCAUCUCUCACUACACAUAAUAGAACUCACAGUGGAGUGCGGCCUUAUGAAUGUAAGGAAUGUGGGAAAGCCUUUAGUCGGGUAUCAUCACUCAUUCAACAUAUAAGAACACACAGUGGAGUGAGGCCUUAUGAAUGUAAGGAAUGUGGGAAAGCCUUCAGUUGUUCUUCACAGCUUAGUGCACAUAUAAGAACUCACAGUGGAGAGAAGCCUUAUGAAUGUAAGGAAUGUGGGAAAACCUUUAGUUGUGUCUCAUCCCUCACUCAACAUAUAAGAAUUCACAGUGGAGAGAGGCCUUAUGAAUGUAAAGAAUGUGGGAAAGCCUUUAGUCACGCCUCACAUCUCACUAAACAUAUAAGAACUCACAGUGGAGAAAGGCCUUAUGAAUGUAAGCAAUGUGGGAAAGCCUUUGGUUGUGCUUCAUCCCUCACUCAACAUUUGAGAACCCACAGUGGAGAGAGGCCUUAUGAAUGUAAGGAAUGUGGGAAAGCCUUUAGUCACGUUUCAAACCUCACUACACAUAAAAGAACUCAUAGUGGAGAGAGACCUUAUGAAUGUAAGAAAUGUGGAAAAGCCUUUAGUCAGUCAUCACACUUCACUAAACAUUUAAGAACUCACAGUGGAGGACUUAUCAAUGUAAGGAAUGUGGGAAGCCUUAAGCUGUUUCUCACAUCUCACUUUAUAUAAGAACUCAGUGUAGAGAGGGCUUACAAAUGUAAAUAAUUUGAAAAGCCUUUAGUUGCACCUCAUCCUUCACCUCACAUAUAACAACUCACAAUGGACAAAUCUGUCAAAAGUGGGAUGUUUCGUUCUUACUGCGAUACUUUAAAUAGCAAAUUUUUUAAAUUCUGUGAUUACAGAACAAAGCAGUAGUAACUCAAAGAAGGGAUCAUUAGAGCUACUUUGUUCCUUUGGGAGAAAUGACGGUUUCAUUGUAACUGCAAGGGUAUCCUCAUCAGUGUUUGUUAAAGUUCUCGGUUCUAGCUAAAUUUUACUUUAAGGUUAUUAUAAAUUAUUAUAAAUGAGGCUGCAGGGAGUAUCCUUGACUAUUGUUUUAUAUUUUUUAAUGCUUUGAUUUUAAUCUGUAUGCAGUAAAAUAAAUGAUUUUGUAUUUGAUUUUAGAGUUGUUUGAUUUGUUUUUAUAUUUAACAUGUUUCCUUCCAUUCUUUCCUGCUGUAAAGUUAACUUUUUCACCCCUUAUAAUUAAUAAGUUUCUCAUAGGCUGAUACUUUGAGACUGCAAAUAUUGUUUUUUAUACUUUGGCCUACUGAUUUUAGUAUUCAUUGAUAAUUAACUACAAUGAAUAUUACUGCGGUGUUUACCUAAUGGUAUUUUCUGUUCCAAUAAUUUUUUCUGUGUUUAUUAUUUGGAAUCCUGAAAGGAAUAUCUUUCCCUUUUCUGUUUAUUGAUUAAACUGUUUAUAUCAGUAUAGAUUAAUCAGUAUUACUAUAUAUGUUGUUUCUUUUAUUGCUGAAAUUUUCCAAUAUUUAUUAGGAGCUCCCUUAAAAGUAGGUUCCUGUAACUUUUUGACAUGUCCCCAUCAUAAUCCAUACAUUACUUUCUGUUAGUCUUCAAGGCUCAUCUUAUCCUUUUCCUACCUCAGCCCUGAAAUCAAUCUUUUCUCCAAGAAAACCUUGUUCCUUUUAUUAGAGAAUGAUAUUUAGAAACAAAUAUCUGGGCAUUUGGUGUUCUUAUAUUUACUGG